Messenger RNA from Solanum dulcamara, 641 nucleotides. RefSeq lists its product as uncharacterized. Bases 99 to 563 code for a protein of 154 amino acids. The transcript has a single exon. NCBI's taxonomy places the organism in Eukaryota, Viridiplantae, Streptophyta, Magnoliopsida, Solanales, Solanaceae. The record is from RefSeq and is a predicted model, not a curated record.
UACAUUACUAAUUUUGUACUUCUCCAUAAGUUGACUUGCAAAAUUUUGUUUAUCUUGUCCCCGGUUGUAGGAUGCUCAAUUGUUAAUUAAGCGUGAGAAUGAGCAGGAAGGCAAACAAAGAAAGUAUAAUUAACAAGUGCAUAAAAGCACCAAUAAGAAUUCUAAUUAAAGCCAGGGAUUGCUACGUCCGGAGCCUAUCGGAUUGUUCUGGCAAAAUUGGCUAUGGAAGUGCCAUUGACUCAUGUCCUGCUUUUGCACAAAUCUCCUCUUUGCCUAGAAGUUUCAGUGUCAAUUCAUCUGCGUCUAGUGGUGAUGAAGAUUUCAGGGAGCUGAUGCGAAUUUCUUCGAGAAGAAAUCAUAUGGAAUUGGAGAUCAUGAGGCAAAAAUCUCUCGCUAAGAAAGGAAUAAAUGUUGUGCCUCGGACUCAUUCUAUUGCCAUUGGAAGAAUUGAUGAACAAGAGCCGUGUGAUUUUGGUGAGGAAUUCAAAAUGAAUGCAGAUGUUUAUCCAAGAAGAAGAAGCUAUGCUGUUUCUUCAGGAAGGGCAAAAAGGAUGAUAAUUUGAAACAGAAUCCAAACAACAACAACAACAAAAAAAAAUCUUCAUCCGGUUUUCAUCGAUUGUUUCCUGAAUUUUAAUUUG